Molecule: messenger RNA, 3897 nt
Organism: Cavenderia fasciculata
Lineage: Eukaryota; Evosea; Eumycetozoa; Acytosteliales; Cavenderiaceae
Exons: 4
Coding region: 1-3897 (1298 amino acids)
Source: RefSeq, a predicted model, not a curated record
AUGAUAAGAGACCAUGUUGUCACCCAAGACAAUAACGAUAGUAGUAGCUAUGAGGACAAGGUGACAGCACUAAAGAACAACGGCGACAAUAUACAACAACAACAAGGAUCGAUUAUAGUGGCAAGUCUUACCCCUACCCCUACAGCUACUAUGCAGAUAAACUCAUCAUCAGCUAUUACAAAUGGUGUUGAGUCAUUAAAUAAUCAUUCAACUACAAUAACAACAGAUAAUAAUCAAAAUAAUAAUCAUAAAAUGGAUGUAGAUUCUUCAACAAUAGAACCAACUAAAACCUCAACAUCGACGACUACAACAUCGACAACAUCAACAACAACUGUAAAUAGAAAAAAAGACCAACCAAAGAAGAGUAAAGUCAAGAAGGAAACAACAACAGCAACAACACCAAGUAAGAGUAAAAGUAAAUCAAAUUCUUCUGUACUCCCUUUGGUUAUUAAUCACACUGGGAAAGGCGAGACAUCUACGUCUACAACAACAACCACGACCAAACCAUCUGUGGUCUCACCAUUGAUAUCGGCUUCAGUCUCUUAUAGUGACACAGAGUCAGAGACUGAUGAUGAUCAAGAUGAACCAAAAGAGUUGAAUGGAUUGGACCAUUGGCGGAGAGACUAUAAUGAAUUGAAAUGGAGAUCAAAUUGGUUAAAUCUUCAAAUCAAAGAUUUACAAUAUAACAACUAUCUAUGUGAACAAUCAUUUACAAAGUUGAGAAAAACAAAGCCAAAAAUAGAUAUAGUUAAAACUAAUCAUCGUAAUGAUAAUAAUAGUAUACAAGAAGAAGAUGAUGAAGAUUUGAAUGAAUCAUCAACAUCGAUUCGAACAACACCUUUGAAAAUCAUAUCAAAGAAACCACGUAAACUACUAAAAAAACAAGUACCAACCAUCACCAAGAAACAAAUCAAAAAAGAAUUUAAUCAGCAUCCUCUAAAUACCACCAAAUGUAAAUUCUAUCAAGCUGAUCAACUUCAUCCUGGAGAAUCAAUUCAAAAAGAGAAAAAGAUUAUUACAAGACCCAAAAAAUUUGAUAUCACAAAAGACAAGAGAUUUCAAUUUUAUGACAAGGAUGAUCAAGAGAUUAAUAUAGAAGAUAUUUUUGAACCACCAGCAACGCCACCUCCACCAUCACCAUCACCAGCAGCACUUGAACAUCAUGACAUUAUCGAUAAUGGACAAAAGAUUAAUGGAACCGAAAAUAAUCUAUUACUACACGAUAGCACCAGUACUCAACAUGUUGAUGAAAAGGAUAAAGAAAAGGAAAAAGAAAAACCAACACCAAAACAAAAAAGAGUGUCAUCAAGAAACAAAACGGCAACAACAACAACAACAACAACAUCAUCACCUAUUAUAUUACAACUUGAAGGUAUUGAUCAAUUUAAAACUGCACCUGUUACACCACCAAAUGAAACUCUUUUAUCGACGACAACUAUAGUGUCUACAGAACAAGAUUCCCUUUCCCUUGGAUCAACUGUGGUGACUACUAUGGAUUCAGAACAAAAUGGUUUUGAUGCUGCCACAGCAGCUGCUGCAUUACAAGAAAUAGACAUGACCUCUUCAACAACACCACCUGUAAAUACACCCAAAACAAGAAAAAAGAGAACAAGAAAAUUUUCAGCAACACCAAAAAAAGAAAAAAAGAAACCAGUAGUGUCUGCAACAACAGCCUCGACCGCAUCAACUACUACCACUGCUGCUGCAACCAUGGAACUUUCUGCACCAAAUACACCUACUCUAUCAACAGCAGCACCCUCAACACCAAAGAGAACUAGAACAAAAAAACUACCAAAAGUGGUGGUAGCGGAUAUGGAUAUUAUCAAACCUGAUCCCCAAGCCGAGGGAUCAGUAGAUAAACUUUUGGAUACCACUACUUCUUCACAGAACCAACAAGAACAAUCUCUAGCUUUGGUCGUAUUGGAAGAGAAACAAAAUUCUGAAUUGACACUAGAAAAUGGAGGAGGACAAGACAGUUACCUUAGCGAAGAUGAAUAUAGUAGUUAUAGUUGCAGUUGUAGUGAUUACAGUGGUGAUAGUGGUAGUGACUAUAGUAGUGGAGAUGAUGACAGUGAUUUUACCUUUAGCGAUAGCGAAAGUCAUCAUCAUCAUCAUCAUAUGGAAAUUGGAUCAGAUGGAGGUAAAGGUGGAAAGACCUUGAAAAAGUCAAGAAGAAAUACUAGACUAUCACAGAAAAAGGGAGACAUUAAUGACAUUUAUAUACCUCUUGUUGGAUCAAACUUUUCGAUUCCAGUCUUGCAAUACAGAGAAAUUGUUACACCUGAAUGGAGAGAAGUCACAGCAGGUGAUAUAAAACAACAAUCUGAUAUGACAAUGCCAUCUCCAUUAUUAUUGGCAGGUAGUAAAUCAAAUGGUACAACAAUUGUCAGUGGCGGUGCCACCUCCUCUACCACUACUUCUUUGACCACGACGACGACGACAAUGACCACCAAUUCACUUGAUCAUAUUGGAUUACAUCAAGCACCUAUACCACCAAAUCCACUUUCACUUGCCAAUAACAAGACAUCGUCAUUGCCACCAACUCCACUUUUGGAAAAGACUAGUCUCCUCCUAACACCCUCUUCAACUCCAACACUUGGUGAAUCUCAAUUGGAUGAAGCACACUUUAUACACAUUGACGAAGGAAUUGUCAUCAAUGAAUCAUUCACAACCACCACCUACAAAUCUAUGGACCCAGUUUCUAAAUUCUCACAAAUCAUUGAUGACCCCAUCAUAAAGAUGAAUCUAGACGGCAACGACGGAGGCGUCGACGCCAACAGCAAGGAAAUGGGUGAGUCGUCAGGUGACGAAGACACUGAUGAUGAAAGCUAUGCAAGAUUUCACGCAGUACACGAGAUUGAAGAGAAAAAGAGAUACUUUACCUAUAUUGAAGAAGGAAAAAAGAGAAAGGACAAACGAGAAUUCAAUCUAUCGGUCGAAGAACUCUUACCAUCUUAUAAAUUUAACAAAAAAGAGAUUAAACUUUUGGGGCCUACAUGGAAUGGAUCGACAGAAAUCAUUAUAAAGAAGCAUCGACAUCGUCAUCAUCAUCAUCAUCAUCGUCAUCGAUCAGGUGAUAAUCAUCCUCAUCAUCAAGAGAAAAAAAGGCGCUAUAUACCACCAAAGAAUAGUAUAGAUGCCAUGUUGCUUGAUGAAAAUGGUGCAGAUGUUGAAGACAAUGUAGUAUCAAGAAGAAAAAAGAGACAACCACCACUUCCAUUGCACAAGAGUAUGGGUGGUAUCAGAUCACAAAGAAAAACUCCAUCCAAAAGACUACUAUCAAAGAGUAGUGGAUCAUUACCAACAAAAAGAGGAAAGAAACGUUAUCUUGAUCAAGAUGAUGAAUUUGAAGAUGGUAGCAGCGGCGGCAUCAAUAAUAAUAAUACAAACAGAUGGUGGAUUGAUAAUACAUUUGUUUGGGAACAUGUAAAUUUAAAUAAUCAUUCAACAACAACAAUAGAUAACUUUGACAACAUUAUUAAUCAUCAAAAUAAUAAUAAUAAUAAUAAUAAUUUCAUUAAUCAUGAUAAUAAUAAUAAUAAUAAUGAAAACACAACAACCAGAACCCCUCUUAUUUUAAAACUUAAAAGAACAAAAUCAGAAGAAUAUGUAAAGAAACCUGAUCCUGUUGAAUUGAAUCAUGAAAAAGAGAUAGAUAAUAAUAAUGGAAUCAAAGAGGAAAAAGAAAAUAACGGUCAAAACAAUAUUGAUAAUAUUGAAGAAAAGAAAUUACAAGAAGAAACUAAUAUUAAUAACCAAAUAGAACAAAAGAAAUCAGAUGAAAUGAUUACUUUUGAAAACAAUUUACAUAACCAAUGCGCAGGAAAUGACUCUUUGGCUGGAAGUGGAAAUGGUUUUUUAAAUACAGAAAAUAAUAUUGGAACUGGAACAACAUAA